AACACAAGUCUAUUUUCCACCUUAGUAGUAAGAGAAAGAAUAGAGGUUGAAAUGAAGGUAGCUCCCAUCGUGGUGUUCUUGUUCAGAGAUACAGAGGGUUUCGCCUCCACCAUCUCACAAGCUUUUCGCCCCAAGCCUUCCUCCUCCUUCACGCGCCAAGAGGACUCCUUUGAGCUCUCCUUGGAGGCUUAUGGAAUCAAACACCUCAAAGCAUCUGGGAGCGUUUCUCACUUCGUUGAUGAUCACGGCGCUUACAAGGUGACAAUUGUGGCUAUGGAGCAUUAUGAGCCACCGGUACUAUCUUGUGCUCUUAAUGAGGUUCUUAAUAAAAUAACUGCAGAUAAAUCUUCCUUUGUACCUACACUUUUGGUACCAUUUUUGGUGGAAUCAUCCAAGGUUAAAGGGCACAGUAAAUCCCUAAGAUCAGAUGAAAUCAAACCUUUAAUAUUUGGUAUAAAGAUUGGUCAAAAUACAGACAUAAUGCAGGCAUUACUUAACAAAAUCCAGGAGCCACCAUCUUCUUUGCGGAUUCAACAUGAAACUUUUGCAUGUUUUCUUCACUUUGUUCGUGUAAUGCAGUUACCAACCUUUUUUCUAAUUGGACAAGCUAGUCAAUAUUUGGACAAUAAAUCCACCAAGCAGCAGGAGAUACUUCAUGCAAUAGGUGAGAUUUUGGCUAGCACUACAGAUCUGCAGUUUUCAGAAGACAGAGUGGUCUGGAAUCCAAAAAAGGCAUCAGGGGAAAGCAAGGAACCAUGGCGUGCAUUAUAUGGUUGAACCAUGGAUCAUUUUCAUGCUAACAUGGGUCUGGUUCUCAGACCCGUUGUUUUUCCUGUACUAACUGUUUCCUUAAGCAUUAUAAACUGCCCCCUUCUCCCCCUUAUUUUCUUUAUAUCUCAUUGAAGUAUCUUAGUACCGUGUAAUGUGUGUCGAUGGGAUGAAUGUUGCCAUAGCAUGUAGCUGCAAGUUCUUUGUGUACAUGUGGGCGUUAUUUUCAUUCACCUGUCCAAAAGCUUAGCUGAAUAGGUUUAACUGUUUAUGCUAUGCAUCACAUUGUAUACUCACUUUGUUACUUUGAUGCUGUUACAGCUUUUGAAGGGAGAUAAACAUGAGAACCAUGAGGUUUUAAAUUUUGUUUCUGUCAUAGAAACACUUUAAUGGUGAGGAUGAGAGUUUCUAGUGUC
Molecule: messenger RNA, 1184 nt
Organism: Glycine soja
Lineage: Eukaryota; Viridiplantae; Streptophyta; Magnoliopsida; Fabales; Fabaceae
Exons: 4
Coding region: 52-777 (241 amino acids)
Source: RefSeq, a predicted model, not a curated record